GUAGCAACAAUAUGAUCUGUCUUGGUAACAGGUGGUGUUGGUGUGAUUUCCCUGUGUAGCGGAGGAGCUGCCAUGCCAUUUGGCUGUUUGACACUCGGGGAGAAGAAGGAUUACAACAAUCCCUCAGAGGUGACUGAUAAAUAUGACCUCGGCCAAAUUGUCAAAUCGUGAGUAUUCCUUCACAAUGCUUCACAACAACACUUAUAUUCUGUAGUCUGGGACUUUUAAGUAAAUAGUAAAAUAAUGCUUCUUCCAUCCAGUAUAGAUUUUUGUGACAUUUGUAUUUUGUUUUCUCUUGUGUGUGGUCCUUGUUUAGGGAGGAGUUCUGUGAGAUCUUCAGAGCAAAGGACAAGAACACACUCAAAAUGUUCACCUGUAAAAAGUUUCUCAAAAAGGAUGGGAGGAAAGUGAGAAAAGCUGCCAAGAAUGAGAUCCAGAUCUUGAAGAUGUGAGUUAUAUUCAGUUUGGCUUAUGCAUUAUUGCAGAGCUUUACCCUUGGCAUCUGAAAUGCCACAGAAAUGCAUGAAUCAUUGUGUGUUAAAAUGUAACAUUUAUGCAAUUGAAAUUGAAAAAACACCAUAGCGAUAGUUAACAGAAAUUACUUACUAACCGUUACUAAUUACUGAUGUUACACAUGCUGUUCCCAUAACAUCCCCAUAACGUUUCCAUAACACCACUCCUGUUCAGCUUGAAUUCUCCAUUAGCCUUUAACAAUGCAAAGUUCUUCGACUACCAAAAACUCUGAAGCGAGCAAAGGAAAUGUACCUUUUCUGGUUACAAUAACGCAAUAUCUCUUUAGCAGUCCAGUCUGAAAUUAGCAUGGAGUAGGAUCUGUAAUGAAUGAGCCACAGACCCCAAUCUGUAAUUGAAAAAUAUAUAUAUUCAAAUGUAAUUAAAACACUUAGGUCAUUCAAUUAAUAUAACAAUAGAAUAUGCCAAUCAAGAUUCCUUGAAAGACCAAAUGAAAUGUCUUAUUAGCACACGUUAGUGCUGUAGUGAGACCAAUCUCUAGGUUGAAUUAAUUCAUCAGGAUUUCACUGGAAUUGGAAAUGGUCCACUUCCCAUACAGAUCGAAAUAUAAUCAUUAAGCCACUCAUACAAUAUCACAAGUAAUGUCCAUUUUUGUCUAUACUGAUUUUAUUCAGUGCAUGAGUAGGCAUUCCAUAAUCUGAAUUUAACUUGAAUUGGAAAAGGUCCAAUUCUCUAAUGGUUAUUAAAUCAUUAAACUACUAAUACAAAUUAUCAAAUGUAAUGUCUUUUAAUGAAUCCUAGUUAAUCUUGGUUUAUAAUUGCUCAAUAUAUGACUUUGUUUUUAUCUGUUUCCCUCUGUGUCUCCCUCCCUCUUUCACAGGGUAAAACAUCAUAACAUCCUCCAGCUGGUUGAUGUCUUUGAAACUAGGAAGGAGUACUUCCUCUUCCUCGAGCUGUGAGUGUUAUUGGAGGUUAUUGAGUGACAUUGGUUAGGGCUUUUUAUUUGUAUAUGUUCCCUUGAAGUCAUCAUGGUUCCGUUCCACUGAUAACACCAUUAGGGAGUGUACAAAAAGAUAGCCUACCUACGUCCUGCAGACUUGCCAAUGCAUACUUACCUUUCUGAACCCCUGUGUGAAAUGUCUAUUUUCCAUAUCCUCCUGGAGAAUCUCAUCUGAGAGUUGAUUUUGACUUCUAUAGUGUUGCAAGAGGCCUACAGUACAUUUUAAUGAUAUGACACACACCAGUGGUUUUCUCUGGAUGUUCUUCUCUGCAGAGCUACAGGCAGAGAGGUCUUUGACUGGAUCUUAGACCAAGGCUACUACUCGGAAAGGGACACCAGCAACGUUGUCAGACAGGUGUUGGAAGCCGUGGCCUAUCUGCACUCCCAGAGAAUUGUCCACAGGAACCUCAAGGUAUACUGCACACACACAACACUCUGCUCCCAUCUGGUGUUUCAUAGAUGUUAUUACACCACAGGCCACUCAGUCGGGUGACGGCAUUAGAAAUGAGAAAUGUAGCUACUUUGCCCUCUGCACGAAAUUAACAUUAAUUAUAUGGCACCCUGAGUAAUUGUCCAACCUGCCAAUGAUGUAUAUUUUUCUCAUGCUUUCUACAUACCAAAAAGGAGUUAUGAUCUAUUGACAUACACUUUGUUUUGUCUCACACAGCUGGAGAACUUGGUGUACUUCAACCGCCUGAAGCACUCCAAAAUAGUGAUCAGUGACUUCCACCUGGCCAAGCUGGAGAACGGACUCAUCAAGGACCCCUGUGGAACCCCAGAGUACCUUGGUGAGGGGGUAGGGAAGGGGGCAGAUCAUAGACUUAUGGGGGCAAAUGGGUUUGACAUCAGAGUAACGGUGUUUGGACAACUUUAGAGCUACAGUUGAAAUCGGAAGUUUACAUACACCUUAGCCAAAUACAUUUAAACUCAGUUUUUCACAAUUCCUGACAUUUAAUCCUAGUAGAAAUUCCCUGUCUUAGGUCAGUUAGGAUCACCACUUUUUUUUUUAAGAAUGUGAAAUGUCAGAAUAAUAGUAGAGAGAAUGAUUUAUUUCAGCUUUUAUUUAUUUCAUCACAUUCCCAGUGGGUCAGAAGUUUACAUACACUCAAUUAUUAUUUAGUAGCAUUGCCUUUAAAUUGUUUAACUUGGGUCAAACGUUUUGGGUAGCCUUCCACAAGCUUCCCACAAUAAGUUGGGUGAAUUUUGUCCUAUUCCUCCUGACAGAGCUGGUGUAACUGAGUCAGGUUUGUAGGCCUCCUUGCUCGCACACACUUUUUCAGUUCUGCCCACAAAUGUUCUAUAGGAUUGAAGUCAGGGCUUUGUGAUGGCCACUGCAAUACCUUGACUUUAUUGUCCUUAAGCCAUUUUGCCACAACUUUGGAAGUAUGCUUGGGGUCAUUGUCCAUUUGGAAGACCCAUUUGCGACCAAGCUUUAACUUCCUGACUGAUGUCUUGAGAUGUUGCUUCAAUAUAUCCACAUAAUUUUCCUUCCUCAUGAUGCCAUCUAUUUUGUGAAGUGCACCAGUCCCUCCUGCAGCAAAGCACCCCCACAGCAUGAUGCUGCCACCCCCGUGCUUCACGGUUGGGAUGGUGUUCUUCGUCUUGCAAGAGACCCCCUUUUUCCUCCAAACAUAAUGACGGUCAUUAUGGCCAAACAUUUCUAUUUUUGUUUCAUCAGACCAGAGGACAUUUCUCCAAAAAGUACGAUCUUUGUCCCCAUGUGCAGUUGCAAACCGUAGUCUGGCUUUUUUAUGGCGGUUUUGGAGCAGUGGCUUCUUCCUUGCUGAGCGGCCUUUCAGGUUAUGUCGAUAUAGGACUCGUUUUACUGUGGAAAUAGAUGCUUUUGUACCUGUUUCCUCCAGCAUCCUCACAAGGUCCUUUGCUGUUGUUCUGGGAUUGAUUUGCACUUUUCGCACCAAAGUACGUUCAAUCUCUAGGAGACAGAACACGUCUCCUUCCUGGGCGGUAUGACGGCUGCGUGGGCCCAUGGUGUUUAUACUUGCGUACUAUUGUUUGUACACAUGGACGUGGUACCUUCAGGUGUUUGGAAAUUGCUCCCAAGGAUGAACCAGACUUGUGGAGGUCUACACAUUUUUUUCUGAGGUCUUGACUGAUUUCUUUGGAUUUUCCCAUGAUGUCAAGCAAAGAGGCACUGAGUUUGAAGGUAGGCCUUAAAAUACAUCCACAGGUACACCUCCAAUUGACACAAAUGAUGUCAAUUAGCCUAUCAGAAGCUUCUAAAGCCAUGACAUCAUUUUCUGGAAUUUCCCAAGCUGUUUAAAGGCACAGUCAACUUAGUGUAUGUAAGCUUCUGACCCACUGGAAUUGUGAUACAGUGAAUUAUAAGUGAAAUAAUCUGUCUGUAAAGAAUUGUUGGAAUAAUUCCUUGUGUCAUGCACAAAGUAGAUGUCCUAACCGAAUUGCCAAAACUAUAGUUUGUCAACAAGAAAUUUGUGGAGUGGUUGAAAAACGAGUUUUAAUGACUCCAACCUAAGUGUAUGUAAACUUCCGACUUCAACUGUAUAUACCACAUUGCUACCUCUUCAGCAUUCCAUUUUUCUAUGAAUUAAUAUUGGAUUCUGUGUGUCUUCCUGCAGCUCCUGAGGUGGUGGGACGUCAGAGGUAUGGAAGGCCAGUGGACUGCUGGGCCAUCGGGGUCAUCAUGUAUAUUCUGUGAGUGUUUUUAUGUCCUCAGUUCACUAGAGUUUACAGUGUCUUGCCCAUACAGUUCUCAUGUUAUUGUCCAUCUCAGGUGACUAUGAACUCUGUCUUGUUUUCCCUUACCCCAGCCUGUCAGGAAACCCCCCUUUCUACGACGAAAUGGAAGAUGACGACUAUGAUAAUCACGACAAGAAUCUUUUCCGCAAGAUUCUGUCAGGAGACUAUGAGUUUGACUCACCGUACUGGGAUGAUAUCUCUGACUCAGGUAUAUAACACUAUAAUUCGAGAUCAAAUCAAAAUGCAGUACUACGUAGCACAUCUAGGAAACAGUAGAUGGGAAAAGUAAGUUUUUUAGGCGUGUCCACUUCUGUUUGCUUCAGAGGAGAGAAAGAGCAGAUGUGUACAAUCACCUCGACUAACCUGUACCCCCGCACAUUGACUCGGUACUGGUACCCCUGUAUAUAGCCUGGUUAUUGGUAUUUUACUGUUGCUCUUUAAUUUUUUUUACUUUAGUUUAUUUAGUAAAUAUUUUCUUAACUCUUAUUUUUCUUAACUGCAUUGUUGGUUAAGGGCUUGUAAGUAAGCAUAUCACAGUAAGGUCUACACCUGUUGUAUUCAGUGCAUAUGACAAAUAACAUUUGAUUUGAUUUUUUUAUUUGUUGUACAGCGAAAAGCCUGGUGGCAAGUCUGAUGGAAGUGGAGCAGGAUCAAAGACUGACUGCACAGGAGGCCAUCAACCAUGAAUGGUAUGGAUUGAUCCAAGAUUAAAAUAAUAACAAGUGUGCAGUAUGUGUAUGUGUUUUUGUUGGUUUUCUUUUUACCUGUCCCUUGUUUCAGGAUUUCUGGGAAUGCAGCUUCUGAUAAGAACAUCAGGGAUGGAGUGUGUGGGCAAAUUGAAAAGAACUUUGCCAAAGCCAAGUGGAAGGUACUCUUCCUUUCUGUCAAACAAACUUUUUUUGGUACUUUUGACCAUAAUUGUUUUACUUGGCUGCACUGCAUAAUGCAUGAAUGUUGUGCAUAUGAAGUUCUAUUCAUUCACUGCACAGUUUCUUCACUUAGAUGAUAGCGUUCUAAAAAUAUAUUUCUAUGGUCUUGCUCUUCCACAGAAAGCUGUACGGGUCACAACAAUGAUGAAGAGGCUUCGAGCUCCAGAACACAGUGACUCAGGGGCUUCCAGCCCGGUUCCAGGGGCCUCUGCUGGCCCUGUCACCCCCAGCAACACUCCAGUACCCUCAGCUGAUGCUCCUGAGGGCACCCCUGCCAGCACAGAGGUCUCGGUCACCCUCCAGGUCCCUGACUCACAGAAUCCACCCACCAUCAUCACUCCUGAUUCUCCCUCCCAGCCCGGCCCGGCUCCUGAGGAGCCAGAGGCAGAGCCCCUGGAACGGUGUAACGGUGACGCCGCAGCACCCCUCCAAACACCCCCACAAACACAGGAGGAUCAGAAUGGCUAGACAGAGCAGGACCAGUGCCACCCUCACCACACACACUCUGUUAAUUACACCACGCCCCACCCUCCAUCUUGCAGCAUUAGUGCAGAAUCAUCUCACUGUCUGUUUUAUCUUGAACAUUUGGUCUGCACCCUGUGAUCGUUUGAGAUGGCCUGUCUAUCUUUAGCAUUGUUUCCUCUCACUAUUUUCCCCUCCAGUUUUAAGGAUACUCAUUCUUUUGAAAAUGGUUCAAAGUGUGUGAGGAAUACUAUUUGUUUUGAGCAGGUCUAGGAAAUGUCUCAGUCUCACACUUUCUCUUCAAUUAAUUACUUUUCAUUUCAUGGAAAUCUAAAUUCUAUAAAUCUAUCUGUUUGAAUCUGAAUCACGCCUUUAGUGCAAUUCUUAGACACCUACAGUACAUGUUUGUAAUGUCCUGCCUCCUUGGUUCCAUCUCUUAGAUAGGCAAUUUCCAAAUCUGUUUGCUACUGUACCCUAGCCGAUAUGUUAGCGAGAAAUUAUCCUCAAAGCAACUGAUAACUGCUUAUUCUGUCUUUAUACUCCCAUUUAUGGAAAGAAGAAAGAAAUCUGUAAGAAAGUCUGUCUGGUUGAUUCAUGGUCCCAGUAAAAUACUGUACAGGCCUUUAUUAAAAUUUAGCAAAUAGUAGCUCAUGUUGUAUGUAAUUAGUUUAAGAUAGUGUCAAGCCUGUUACACGGUGUGGUGUCUAUGUUUUAAGCAUCUUUUAGCUGAGCUGAAGGGUUGCCAAAGUAUUAUGUAAAUCUAUGAAUUGAGCAAAAUUCUUAUUGCUGUAUAAAACUGUGACCCUUUUCUGAAUUUCUUUAAUUGUGACUGAUUAGUAUGAGUUUUUUUCCUCCAUAUGCCAUGACCAGCCAAUUUCACCUGAUUGCUUUUCAUAAUGACAUUCGUCAUUGUUUAAAAACGUAGUACCUAUGGAGGUAUGGUACAUUAGAAAAUAUUUGUAACUUACAGAUCAUACACUUUACACGUUAUUGUUUACACUAAUGAAUUGUUUACACAUGAAUACCUGUAAAGCUGAAAAGUAUAUUCUUAAUUCACUUAUUCAUAUCAUGGGAGCCACCACACAAGUAUGUGAAAAAACAAAGCAAUGAUUUUAUCAAGCCUCACACGUUUAAAAGUAUGCUACAAGGUUAAUGUAUGCUAUUAUAAGUAUGCUAUUAUUAUGUAUUUAUUUAGCGACUGUACAUUUUCUUGUAUUUUGAGUCAUGUCCCUCGUAUUUAGUCUCUGUAUUCCUUGACUGUAAUCUAUAAUAAAAUUAAUGGGGA
Messenger RNA from Coregonus sp. 'balchen', 6865 nucleotides. Lineage: Eukaryota; Metazoa; Chordata; Actinopteri; Salmoniformes; Salmonidae. The record is from the annotation of a GenBank genome assembly.